Molecule: messenger RNA, 1138 nt
Organism: Hypanus sabinus (Atlantic stingray)
Lineage: Eukaryota; Metazoa; Chordata; Chondrichthyes; Myliobatiformes; Dasyatidae
Product: mesenteric estrogen-dependent adipogenesis protein-like
Exons: 6
Coding region: 135-1037 (300 amino acids)
Source: RefSeq, a predicted model, not a curated record
UGUUGAGAAUCUGAGUGUUCCAUCUGAACAAUACUACAACACAGGAAAAUCGUCAACAGCCGCUCCUGGGUUGUUUUUAAAUCACUAUCUGCCUGAUCUGGUGUUUCUUUGACCUGGAGGUUCUGCCUGCUGCCAUGUCUGUGAAUUGUUCUGGGUCCUUGCUGACGAGCUCUGCAGCUGCUCAGUCGCCAGAUCUUCCCUCUGCCGUUGACUGUGAGAUUGUCGUUCUGCCCGUCGACCUGCUGCUCAGCUUGCAGAAGUCGCAUUUCCGCUUGCUGGGGAACACCAUCAAAGUCCGCAAGGAACCGGGAAUUGGGUACAACGUGAUCUCCAAUGGACAAGUUCGAGUGGAUGGGCAGCAGUGUAACCUGGUCAACUACAUCCACAGUAAUGUUACACUGAAUUCUCAUAAGGAAUACAAGGAUCUUAAGAAAAUUAUAUUAAGUAAACUAAUGGUUUUUUUCACCAUUGUUAAGGUCACUGAAGGUUCUUCACAAGACAUAGUUUAUGCUGUCAUUGUGAACACUCGCCAUCCCAGAAUGAGACAGGAGAUUGAAAGUAGUAUGAAGGAUGUCAAGGCAUCAGAAGUGGGCACAAAAUAUGUCUUCCAGUUCACCUUGCAAAAAGCAAUCCAGUCGUUUUUCAGUUUAAAGAAUGCACAUGUAACACAUGACCUUGGCUUGGAAUUCACAUGUGAAUAUAAAUGUGAUUCGUCAGACGUUUUCCACGGGUGUACGACAAAGACAAAGGAACUGAAUGGAAAAAUCUUUGAUCUCUCUUCUAUAACUGAAGAUGGGAAAAGUAAAGUGAAGAAGUUGUUGGACCAGAUGAGUGAGGCCAUUGCUGAGACGGAGAUUGGACCCGGUCAGGUUUCUUCAUUUCAAACAGACUUUUCAGGGGAUAAAGUAUUCCAUUCAACUCAACAAUUUGCAAAGCGCUCAUCUGGGAAGGAAACAUCUUCAUCGCAGUGGCCUGCAGUGAAUGAGAAAUCGUACCUCCUUCAGUUUACACAACACUUGCCCAAAUAUAUAGAAUGAAUGCCUGGAGGAAAAAUAAAAUAAAUUGCUAUCCUUUCAUUGAAAAUGAAUGUUGAUGUCCUGAUUUAUUACCUGGAAUAAACGGAAGGUGUACUUUUUGA